Messenger RNA from Emericellopsis atlantica, 412 nucleotides. RefSeq lists its product as uncharacterized. Bases 59 to 313 code for a protein of 84 amino acids. The record is from RefSeq and is a predicted model, not a curated record. Lineage: Eukaryota; Fungi; Ascomycota; Sordariomycetes; Hypocreales; Bionectriaceae. The transcript has 2 exons.
ACGAUGAAGAGCGUGUGCUCAUGGUCCAACAGGCGCAUUCAAGAUCCAGUCCCAUCUCAUGUUCUUCGACACUGAGCACAAUUCUGCUCGUACCGUGCUCGCCACCUUGCGUGCAGCGUUCGAAGAAACCGCGCGCAAGAUGUCGGCCUACAUCAAGUGCAUGCCCAAGGGCAAGCAGCCAACAAGUAAAAUCAUCACUAGGACUAUCAUCAAGCUGACAGACCUUGCGUUGAGGCUCUUGACAGGGAGGUCGAGAAAAUUGCGAAACCCAGAAUACCAGUGCGACAUUCGCAGGAGGCAGGUUGCCUUGUGAGGAGCCCCUUUAACAACUUGGAGGUCUGAACUAACCAGGUCAGGGCGGCAUACGAAGCAUUCGCUACUGUUCUCCGCCGGAAACAGACCAAGUAUACGC